Molecule: messenger RNA, 2730 nt
Organism: Mus caroli (Ryukyu mouse)
Lineage: Eukaryota; Metazoa; Chordata; Mammalia; Rodentia; Muridae
Source: RefSeq, a predicted model, not a curated record
UCUUGUCGGCGUGUAACCAGUCCGCCUUAGUGCCGCGGGCCUGGUUCUCCCCGCUCAGGCGGUCCCCGAGGACGCCGCGUGGGCGCCCGGAAGUUUGCCAAAGAUGAGAGUGACUUUAUCAACGUUGGAUACUUGUGAGAGCUCCUUCACACCUCUAGUGGUCAUAGAACUCGCCCAGGAUGUCAAAGACGAAACCAAAGAAUGGCUCAAAAACAGAAUCAUCGCCAAGAAGAAAGAUGGAGGUGCCCAGCUAUUGUUUAGACCACUGUUAAAUAAGUAUGAGAAAGAAACCCUAGAAAACCAGAAUUUAUACCUCGUUGGUGCCUCAAAUGUCCGACUGUUACUGGGGGCAGAAGCAGUCGGUCUGGUGAAGGAAUGUACGGAUGCUGCCAUGCGGGCCUUCACCUAUGGAACACGCCACAACUUUAAAGGUUUCCAUGAUAACAAUAAUGACUUCCUCACCAUGGCUGAGUGUCAGUUCAUUAUCAAACACGAACUUGAGAAUCUUAGAGCUAGAGACGAGAAGAUGAUCCCUGGCUACCCACAGGCCAAGCUGUACCCCGGGAAGUCGCUGAUGAGGAGACUGCUCACGUCUGGCAUCGUGACCCAGGUGUUCCCGCUGCAUGACCCUGAAGCCCUGAAGAAGCUGGAGGACACGUGGUACACUCGGUUUGCUCUGAAGUACCAGCCCAUAGACAGCAUUCGUAGCUACUUUGGGGAGACAAUUGCUCUGUACUUUGGGUUCCUGGAGUACUUCACCUUUGCCUUAAUCCCCAUGGCCAUCAUUGGACUGCCCUACUACCUGUUUGUGUGGGAAGACUACGACAAGUAUGUCAUCUUUGCCUCGUUCAACCUCAUCUGGUCCACAGUGAUCCUGGAGGUGUGGAAGCGUGGCUGUGCCAACAUGACCUAUCGCUGGGGGACUCUGGUCAUGAAGAGGCAGUUUGAGGAGCCCCGGCCAGGGUUUCAUGGAGUCCUUGGCAUCAAUUCAGUCACGGGCCGGGAGGAGCCCCUCUACUCGAGCUACAAGAGACAACUGCGCAUCUACCUAGUCUCUCUGCCAUUUGUGUGCCUCUGCCUUUAUUUCUCCCUUUAUGUCAUGAUGAUCUACUUUGACAUGGAGGACUGGGCCUUGAGUCUCCACGAGGACAGUGGGUCUGAGUGGACCAGCCUUCUGCUGUAUGUACCCAGCAUUGUUUAUGCCGUUGUGAUUGAAAUCAUGAACCGCCUCUAUCGAUACGCUGCCGAGUUCCUAACAUCUUGGGAGAAUCACAGAUUGGAAUCUGCCUACCAGAAUCAUCUCGUUCUGAAAGUGUUGGUGUUCAACUUCCUGAAUUGCUUCGCCUCACUCUUCUACAUUGCCUUUGUCCUGAAGGACAUGAAGCUUUUGCGCCAGAGCUUGGCCACACUCCUGAUCACCUCCCAGAUUCUGAACCAAGUCGUAGAAUCUCUUCUUCCUUACUGGCUCCAGCGGAAGUACUGUGCGAGGGUAAAGAGGAAGGUUCAGGCAUUAAAGUCAGAUGUCGACACAACCUUGUAUGAGCAAGUCCUCCUGGAGAAGGAAAUGGGAACGUACCUGGGAACCUUUGAUGAUUACUUGGAGUUGUUUCUGCAGUUUGGCUACGUGAGCCUUUUCUCUUGUGUUUACCCGUUAGCAGCUGCCUUUGCUGUGUUAAAUAACUUCACUGAAGUCAACUCAGAUGCCUUGAAAAUGUGCAGGGUCUUCAAACGGCCGUUUGCAGAACCUUCGGCCAGUAUUGGCGUAUGGCAGUUGGCUUUUGAAACGAUGAGUGUUAUAUCCGUGGUCACUAACUGUGCUCUGAUUGGAAUGUCACCACAAGUGAACGCAGUCUUUCCAGAAUCCAAAACAGACCUUGUUCUGAUUGUGGUGGCCGUAGAGGGUCUGCUGAUCUGUGCUGAAAUUGGGCGCAGCUCUGGCACUCUGACCUCAUCUGAUCAUGAUGCCAUUCCUGUCCUUGUUGCCAAGGCACAGGUGUCUUGGGGCAGGCAACAAAUUGACAAGCAUGCACUCUUGGCUCUGAAGUUCAUACUUGCAUUUGCCAUCCCUGAUAAACCACGGCAUAUCCAGCAGAAACUGGCCAGAUUGGAAUUCGAAUCUUUGGAGGCACUCAAGCAACAGCAAAUGAAGCUGGUGGCAGAAAACCUGAAGGAGGAGUACCAGGAAGAUGGGAAGGAAGCUACCUGAGCUGCACCAUGCUGGCCGUCCUGUGCCCAGUGCUGAGGGACACCUGCAUCACACCUGCACAGGGAGGGGACAGCAGCCUGAACUUAGCCCAGAUGCUGGGCUGUGUGAAGUGGCUGAGAUGCAGCAGGCAACCAAGGUCUAGCUCUGUGGGAAAAGUGGCUGAGGCUCUCUCUCAGUAUCUCUUUCCCUGGUGCCUCUCACCCGGACCCUCCCAGGGCCGCACACACCCUCCAGCUGUUUCAUCACUUUGCUCAGGAGCCUCAGCUGCCCUUGAACUUUAUCCCUAAAGAGUCACCAGCUUUCCACAUGACAUUCACAGUAGGUGCCAGUCACUUCUAACCCCAGGGGCCCUAUUAUGGGGUGGUGGCUUAGUGUCUGUGCCCAUUAUACCCAUGGUGGGAGCCAUGCUGAGGCAGCAGUGGCAGUGGUGGUCGGGGAGUGGGGGCACACCUGAAUCUCCUCCUUGCUUCUGUAUGGUGUUGACACUUUGCAACUGAGCUAUUAAAGGCAGCCCUUGGCUCUGA